UCUUUGAAAAAAUUGUCCUUGCGAGGGAAUCCGUUUGCGGAAGUACCACGAGCGAUCAACGCACUAAAGAAUCUAGAGUAUUUGGACAUUAGUAACACGAACAUCGCCGAGUUUCAUGCGCAAUCUCUGAAAGAUGAUCAUGUUUUGAAGCAAAUCUAUAUGACGAACAUGCCAUACCUGUACAGCGUCCAGGAUUGUGCCUUCUGCGGUUUGGAAAGACUUGAGCGUGUGUACAUGAACAAUUGCUCGAAACUACAAGAGAUUCAUCCAAACGCAUUUGGAUGGUCAACAUUGGCUGAGGGCAAAUUGACUGCUCUCACGCAUUUUUACGUGGAAAACUGCAAUCUGCGCACCCUCAGUGAGGAUGUUUUACCUUGGAGCACACUGAUUGAACUUGGAAUUGGUGGAAACCCGUUGAACUGCACUUGCGAAACGGCAUUUCUUCUUGAGGACGAAUAUUUUUCAUAUGAAUACACCAACACACUACCCAGAUGUGCGGCGCCUCCAGAGCUUGCGGGCCGCUUGCUGAUACAGGUUGCCCACGCAGAUGCGUGCGCUUCUACUGCGUCCAUAGACCGGAGUGGAAGAUUUGCCGCCGUCUUCAUGCUGAUGCUCAUCCUGAUAUUCUGUAGUAUCGGUAUCUAUCUGUGUGUGGUCACCAAACGUCUUCAUCUCCUGCUUCAACACGCACAAAACCCAAGGGUUUCCUAUAGAAAUCUCAACAAUAAAGAAGACGAACAUGGCCUAGAGCAGGAUUUCCAGCCAAGACCACAGGAAGUAUAA
Molecule: messenger RNA, 783 nt
Organism: Ostertagia ostertagi
Lineage: Eukaryota; Metazoa; Nematoda; Chromadorea; Rhabditida; Trichostrongylidae
Source: the annotation of a GenBank genome assembly